Messenger RNA from Colletotrichum gloeosporioides, 3489 nucleotides. RefSeq names its product Patatin-like protein 5. Gene Ontology annotation, biological process: arachidonate metabolic process. The transcript is spliced from 4 exons. Gene Ontology annotation, cellular component: membrane. Gene Ontology annotation, molecular function: protein binding; ADP binding. The coding region runs from base 1 to 3489 and encodes 1162 amino acids. Lineage: Eukaryota; Fungi; Ascomycota; Sordariomycetes; Glomerellales; Glomerellaceae. The record is from RefSeq and is a predicted model, not a curated record.
AUGGCAGACGCCAAGGAUACCAGCAAUGAUCCGGUUUACCUUCUAUCUCUCGACGGCGGCGGGGUUAGGGGGAUAUCCGAGCUUGUCAUACUACACGAGAUAAUGAAGAGACUGCAAAAAGUAGCUGGGCUCAAAGAAUUGCCCAAGCCGAGGGACUAUUUCCACUUGAUAGGUGGUACAAGCACUGGAGGACUCAUCGCCAUCCUCCUCGGGCGCAUGGGGAUGACGACCGAAGAAGCUAUAAAAGGUUACGAAGACUUUGCGGAAACAGUGUUCAGAAAAAGCAACCGACGGCUCCUUGAACGCACAUUCAAGGAAAAGACGCUCGAGAACGUUAUCCGGGACAUUGUCGCCGCGAGGGCGCUGAAGACGACCGUCAUGAUUGACGAAACAAGAGACCGGAAUAGCCUCGGCCACGCCUUUGUAUGCUCCGUGCCGCGAAGUAACAUGUUCGAGGCGUAUCUGUUCCGCACCUACAGGGGCAAGUCCAACCACGCACACAAUGUCGAAAUCUGGGAGGCUGCCCGGGCGACGUCUUCGGCUCCGGGUUUCUUCAACCCCAUACACAUCAAGGUCGAGGCCGUGAAGGAAUACUACUAUGACGGCGCGCUGGCCUACAACAACCCUGCCAAGCUCGUCCUCGACGAGGCCGACUCGUAUCUGGGUUCCGACCGGAAGCUGGGGUUUCUCCUGAGCUUGGGCACGGGGCUCAAAAUCACGGAUAAGGCGUUCAAGGUCGAGGCCGAUGCUGAAAAGGCGGUAGAGCACGCUCUUGAGUUAACAAGGAAGCCUGUUCGGACUCUUAGCGGGUCUCUGCUGUCAUGGGACAGUUUGCCUGUGUAUAAACACAUCAAGACGUCGUUGACGGAUCCCGAACGCACCCACAACGAACUCGACCAGUGGUUCCGCGCUAUCCCCAACGCUUACUUUCGACUUAAUCUGGACAAGGGCGCUGCAGAUAUUAAGCUGAACGAGUAUAAAAAGAUGAAGCUCCUAAGGGAGGCUACGGAGAAGUAUCUGAAGAAGGACGAGGUAUCGGCUUCCAUUGACAAAAUCGUCAGCAUGUUACACAAUAAGGAGGGCGUCGAGAUGCCCCUAGAGGCUACUUGCCGUGCUACUUCAUAUGAGGCAUUCCGGCACGCCAUGGUCCAGGACGUCCGGCAAAGGACCAUAUCCAGCCCCCAGUUCACUGGGAGAGCCGCGAUUCUCGGCAAACUCGACAAACACUUUUGUGAACGGGGGCCUGGGUCGUCGCCUAGGAGGCUUUUCAGAAUUUGGGGCAUGGGCGGUGUCGGAAAGACGCAGAUCGCCUUGAAGUUCAGAGACCUGAAUGGCUCUCGGUUCAACCAUGUCUUCUGGAUCAACGCGGCCACCACGGACUCUAUCUACGAAAGUUUCCGAAAGGUGACGGCGCAGAUCUACGGCGGAAACCCCAGCAGACCCAACAUCACCGGCGUUCUCAACUGGCUGUCCCAAAACCGCCCAGAAGAGUGGCUUCUGGUCUUUGACAACAACGACUCUGACUCCGUCGACGUUAGCAAGUACAUCCCAGCCGGGAACACGGGGAAUAUCCUCUUCACGAGUAGACGGAAGGACAUCAAGCCUACGUUGGAUCAUAAUCAGACGUAUGCUGUUGACAUUAUGGACGAAAAAGACGCCGUCACAUUGCUAUUGCGGUCGUCUAAGCUGGAAGAUCAAUUGCUACAUGGCGACAACGAGCAGCUUGUUGGUCAAAUUGUAAAGGAGCUCGGCUAUCUUCCGCUCGCCAUCGAUCAGGCAGGCUCUUACAUCCACAUGCAAGACUGCACAUUCGGAGACUACCUGUUCGGGUUCCAAAGUGGGCGGAAGCAGCUCAUGGAAGAUCCGUCAAUGGGCCGUGGCGCUUUCAACGAUAACCCAGCAGUGUACGGCACUUUCGAGUUGUCUUACAAGGCGUUGGAGGCGAAGUCAAAAGACAACAGCCGGGAGGGGCGGGCUGCUCUCAACGCACUCCGGAUCCUCUGCAUCUUCUGCUUCUACCACAACGAAAAUCUCACCGAUGAGAUAAUCAGCCGAGCAGCGAUGAAUGACAAAUUCGACAGAGAUGUAUUGGGCGAUAAGGAAAGCGUUGCGCCUCUGGCCCUGUUCAACCUCAAGGGUGAUAAGUCUUGGGAUUCCACCAACUAUACUGAUGGCAUUAGUCUCUUGAAGAGCUACUCUUUGAUCAAGAAGGCGGUGAUCAACGACGAGUGGCAUUCGAUGCAUAUCUUGGUACAUUGCUGGGCCCGCGACCGCAUGCACGAGGAUGCGUACAGCUUUCAUCAUUAUGCGGCGCGCUCCAUCAUCUUUGACUCCUUCGACCAGAAGUUCCGGUUCGAAGAUGAGAGAUUCACCGCGCGGCUACUACUGCACCUCAAGGCGAUCAUGGAGCAUGGAGCACCUGAAGGAGGCGAUUGGUUCAAAGAGACGAGGCAAGAGACGAAGUAUGCAAAGCUCCUGCAGCAUGUCGGCAUGUGGCGCGAGGCGCUCCACGUUCUCGAAAAGACCGUCCAGGAGCGGCGUGAUAACCUUGAGCCGGAACACUGGCUGGUUCCGGACGGUAUUUGGGCCCUCGCCAAGCUGAACAAGGCCUGCUGCAGGUUCGACGAGGCAGUGCUGCUUUUCCAUGAAUGCAUCGACUUGGUGAAUGACUGCUCUUCAAGAGAUUGGGCAGCGAAACAUGUCCAUAGCAUCGGCAUCGACUUCGCUGAGGUGUUCAUCCAGAAGAUGGAGCUCGGCAAAGCCCAGAACAUGCUCGUGUACAUCAUAGAGGAGGCCGAGAAGAAGGGCUCAAAGCACCCGCAGUUCCGCCGCGCCCUUGCCGCGCUGGCGGUGACGAUGCAGCUGGCGGGGAUUAACGAUCAGGCGGAGAAGCUGGAGGCGCGCAUACUGGAACUGUGCCUCAAAAACCCCGCCGUCGGCCCCGGCCACCGCAUGACCAUGAACGCCAUCAGCAACCUCGCGACGCUGCGUUCCGAGAGAGGUGAGCACGAGAAGGCGGACGACAUGUGGCGGCACGUGCUGGAGGUUGACGAGCGGUUCAGGGGCAAGGAGCACCCGAACACGCUGACCUCGAAGCGUAACGUGGCCGUCGGCUGCGUGAAGCUCGAGCGGCUCGACGAGGCGGAACAGAUGCUACGUGAGGUCUUGGAGGCGAGCGAUAGGGUGCUAUGGCGGACACAUCUCGACACGCUCGCGACCAUUGAGUGCCUGGCGGGGGUUCUGUACCAGAAGAAGCAGGUGGACGAGGCGUUGGACCUCCAAGAAGAAUGCUACAACGGUCGGCUGGAAGUGCUUGAGAAUCAGCAUCCGCUUACCGUUAAGGCGGAGGCAGACCUGGGGAAGAUGAGAGACGGCCGGCUCUUGGGUGUCGAGGAGCUCGCACAAGUACAGUGGCAGGGAGAAGCCUUUACUGGAGUCGGGGAUAGCAACUAUGUUCUGCAAGACAUGAAUGACAGAUACCUAUAUUAG